Apis laboriosa (Himalayan honeybee) is the source of this 1572-nucleotide messenger RNA. It is a transcript of the gene Prp31, whose product is annotated as U4/U6 small nuclear ribonucleoprotein Prp31. Gene Ontology annotation, biological process: spliceosomal tri-snRNP complex assembly; mRNA splicing, via spliceosome. The transcript is spliced from 8 exons. NCBI's taxonomy places the organism in Eukaryota, Metazoa, Arthropoda, Insecta, Hymenoptera, Apidae. Gene Ontology annotation, cellular component: U4 snRNP; U4/U6 x U5 tri-snRNP complex; precatalytic spliceosome. The coding region runs from base 58 to 1524 and encodes 488 amino acids. The record is from RefSeq and is a predicted model, not a curated record.
UAUAUACUUAUUUUAAACUUUAAAUAAAUGUUUAUUUAAACAUAUUGUUGAACAAAUAUGUCAUUAGCAGAUGAAUUAUUAGCAGAUCUUGAAGAAAAUGAUAGUGAUCGUAUUGCAGAAGAACCAGAACCGGAUUUUAUUCCGACUUCUGUUUCUAAAACUAUCGAAGAAGAAAUAAAAGUAGCAUCUGUAAGAGAAUUGGCAAAACUUCGUGAUUCCAUUCAAUUACAAAAAGUAAUGUCUCAAAUAGAAAAAUACAGCAAAAUUCCUAGAAAAUCAGCAGAUAUCAUUGGACCUGUUGAAUCCGAUCCAGAAUAUCAACUUAUUGUUGAAGCUAAUAAUAUGGCUGUAGAUAUUGACGAUGAAAUAGCUACUAUACAUCGAUUUACAAGAGAUAAGUAUUCUAAAAGAUUUCCAGAAUUGGAAUCUUUAGUUGUUGGUCCAUUGGAAUAUGUAAUGACAGUUAGAGAACUAGGAAAUGAUUUAGAUAGAGCAAAGAACAAUGAAACAUUACAACAAUUUCUUACUCAAGCAACAAUUAUGGUUGUUUCAGUUACUGCUUCAACAACACAGGGACAAUUAUUAACAGAAGAAGAAAAGGAGGCUAUUUGUGAGGCUUGUGAUAUGGCAGUAGAAUUGAAUAAUUGCAAAUUAAAAAUAUUUGAAUAUGUUGAAAGUAGAAUGGCAUUUAUUGCACCAAAUCUUUCAAUAAUAGUGGGUGCAUCUACAGCAGCAAAAAUUAUGGGUGUUGCAGGAGGAUUAACAAAACUUUCAAAAAUGCCAGCUUGCAAUGUUCUAGUUUUGGGAUCUCAAAAAACCACAUUAUCUGGAUUUUCUCAAGUAGCGACUCUUCCUCAUACUGGAUUUAUAUAUUAUUCUGAUAUCGUACAAGAAACACCCCCAGAUUUACGAAGAAAGGCAGCAAGACUUGUAGCAGCGAAAAGUAUGUUAGCUGCUCGAGUUGAUGCGUGUCAUGAAAGUACAGACGGCCAUAUCGGUCAAAUGUUCCGCGAAGAGAUUGAGAAAAAACUUGAUAAGCUUCAAGAACCACCUCCUGUAAAAUUUGUGAAACCUUUACCAAAACCUAUUGAUCCAGGACGUAAGAAACGUGGUGGUAAACGUGUAAGAAAAAUGAAAGAACGUUAUGCUAUUACUGAAUUCAGGAAACAUGCAAAUAGAAUGAAUUUUGCCGAUAUUGAAAAUGAUGCCUAUCAAGAAGAUCUUGGUUAUUCACGAGGAACAAUUGGCAAAGCAGGAACGGGUCGUAUCCGAUUACCGCAAAUUGAUGAAAAAACAAAAGUACGAAUAUCAAAAACACUUCAAAAAAAUUUACAAAAACAGCAACAAUGGGGUGGUAGUACAACGGUUAAGAAACAAGUUUCCGGUACAGCAUCAAGUGUUGCAUUUACUCCAUUACAGGGCUUAGAAAUUGUAAAUCCACAAGCAGCAGAAAAGAAAGUAAAUGAAGCUAAUGCUAAAUAUUUUUCAAAUACAGCUGGAUUUUUAAAAGUGAAAAAGACAUGAUAAAAUUGUACAUAAUGUAAAGUAUAAUAUAUCAUUAAUUAAGUAAAU